GGUUCCUGACAGACAAUCCAGAGGAUGACAUUCCUGAUAUCCACGCCCGGAGUAUGAAGAGCAGGCGUAUCGAGCGGCAGGCUGAUUAUGUAGGAAAAGGUACCAAAACAUCAGACGUGGAGUAAAAUCUGCACGGCCUAGGGGGGCACAUUCAGCUAGACAGCAUGCGUCAGAAUCAGCUAGCUUACUAGUAAGCCCUAUGUACCAAAAAUAAGACAUGAACACAGUAUUUGUUAUUGUUUGUUGCCAGAGCUUCAAGAGUUUUGCGUUCACAUUCAGUGUGAUGUAAUUAAUUGAUAAGAUCUACAGUUUUUGAGUUAUUCUGGCUCAAUGUGUAAUUUCAAGAAAACCUGUAUGGAAACUAAAGACUAUGGGGAACCUUUGGGGCUGUUUUUGCUUUGUGAUGAAAGAAAUCCCCAAAAAUGUACAGGAAUGCUUAUGUGCCAUCAUGCAAUGCUGAUAUUUCAAAUGCAGAUAGACAAAACGUGUUUGGGGAAUGAGCUAAUUGGGGGUUAGUGUGAGCCGUUUUGACUAGAGUACAUCUAAACUAUCAGACCUGAAGAAUUGUUUUUGUUUCAGGGGCCUUAGCCACAACGUCAUGUCUAGUGACUGCAGAUGGGAAGUAGCAAGUAGCUAAAUCUGGUACAAAGCAUCUCCUCUUUUCUCUUGUUUGAGGUAAAAGUUUUUUGUAUGUGUUCCUUACGAAUACAUUAAAACAAUCCAAAUACUCCCACCGGAACCGCACCCAACUAGGACGAGUCACCAACCAAACUCUCUACGGUUUUUUGUUGAUUAAAAAAAGAAAAACAUAAUUUCACGGUUUUAUGUAUUAAUUUAUCCAAUAAAAAAAAAUAAAAACAUAUUUUCUCUUUUCUCAGCCUUGUAAUUGCACAAAGUAAAGUCUUCGUCGUGUAGUUAACCCUCCAGAUUCCCAGAAGUAUCACAGAGGAAAUGACUUCAGUGUCCUCAUUGGUAGCCAUGGCCUUGUUUGUAACAAAAAAACUCAGUUGUGCCGUAAGAAACUGCUGACGCCCCAAAUGCAGAUUUACAAAAAUGGGAUGGAGAAAAGGUCUGAUUCGGGCAAGUGUUAGCCAUUUUGUAGGGGAUGUGCCCGUUUUAUCUCUGCUGUACAUUUUUCAGCCAGCCGAACCAAAGAACAAGCCGGUCCAAGCUAACUCGCAGUCUGCGGUGUUCCCCUCUCUGUUCGCAGAUUGUGUUGAAGCCUACCAGAAUCAUCUGAAAGGGGAAACAAAUGGCCUGUUUAAGAUCAAACCCGGCGGCACGGACUCCACUCGGGUAGUGGCAGUUUACUGCCAGCAGGAGGGUCUUAUGGGUGGGUGGUUGUUAGUCCAGCAGAGAGAGAGUGGCGCGCUCAGCUUCAACCGCACCUGGGCCCAAUACCGUGGCGGGUUCGGCUCGGUUGAUGCACACGGCAAGGGGGAGUUUUGGCUAGGCAACCAGAACCUCCACCUGUUGACUAAUCAGGGUGAGACCAUGCUGAAAGUGGAGCUUGAGGAUUGGGAAGGGGGCAUAGCAAGUGCUGAGUACACAAUCAGGGUCGGUUCGGAGGAGGAGGGGUACCCGCUGCAUGUGUCCAGGUACACUGGGGACGCGGGGGAUGCUCUUGUGAUGCCUAAGUCUGAUAUGGCGUCUUAUCUGUCCCACAAUGGGAUGAAAUUCAGCACCUUCGACAAAGACAACGAUAAUUGGGAGGAGAAUUGCGCGGAGAUGUACGGGGGCGGCUGGUGGUACAACAACUGCCAGUCAGCUAACUUAAAUGGGAUUUAUUACAAAGGCACGUACGACCCGGAGAAAAACUCGCCGUAUGAGAUUGAGAACGGAGUUGUGUGGGGGACGUAUAAACCAGCCAAUUACAGCCUGAAAACUGUCAGGAUGUUUAUCCGACCGGCUGCUUUUUAAUGGGACACGGAGCAGUGGAAAAGUGAAGAAAACUUGUCGAACUAAUAACACUUUUAUACACAUUUUAGAACUGGUUGCCAGAGAGGGAACAGUCAGAAAAUAAUGAGAAUGAAAUUGGAGAGGAAGUAAAACAGAGGAGCUGAUGGUAAAGAUUUCUAGGACCAAAUUCAAAGGUGGUUUCAGACCUUGUGGACAGUUUAUCUGUUCGUAAAUCAUUCUGGGAUUUCAAAAUAAUGUCAAACAGUGUCCGUGUAUCUUCAUUUGUAUUUAUGUCAACCCUUGUGUAAACAGCAUUGACCUGUUUGUUAGGAUGACCAAACCAGUGUUCUUGGAAAAACCCAAUGUUCUCCCUGUUGCUGAACUCUGCUCAAUCAAUAAAGAUUCAAUGUUCACUUCAGCUACUGUAUUUUUUCAGGAUGUAACUUUUUGUACUAAAAGACAAUUUUUCCAAAAUACCAAAGAAAAUGUACUGGCUUACAUUGUAGUGGAGUAAUAAGCCAUUUGAAUACAAACUUUUUUUUUUUUUU
Molecule: messenger RNA, 2447 nt
Organism: Xiphias gladius (swordfish)
Lineage: Eukaryota; Metazoa; Chordata; Actinopteri; Istiophoriformes; Xiphiidae
Product: fibrinogen alpha chain-like
Exons: 1
Coding region: 1054-1920 (288 amino acids)
Biological process (GO): blood coagulation
Source: RefSeq, a predicted model, not a curated record